UGGCAAAGAAUUUAUACUGGAGAUUUGAUUGUAUUCAUGGCCGAUUAGGGUUUUUCUAAUAUGGAGUUUAGGGUUCAUGGUCGUUUGGGGUUUUCUAACAUGUUGUUUGUUCUUGGUAAUCGGAGAGGGGUUCGUAGGAGAAACAAAGAUGGAGUUUUGGAGCGUCUUGCUGUUUCUCUAUUCUUGAUCUCGUUGACUUUAUUUUUGUCGUUUGUUCACUCCUCGAUGACACGAUCGAACUGCCCUUGUGUUUCCCUAUUAUCUUUCUUUUGAUUGUGCACUCGCCAUGGAUUUUGUAGUUUCGAUUUAAUGAGGUAUUCUUUGAUUUCUGAACUACUUCCGUAGGAAUUCUAGUGGUAACUCAGUAGGCCAUUUUGCUAAUGGAUUUUAGACUGAAUGGCGACAUUAGAUGGGAAAUGGAAAUUAAUUUUUAAUUAUUAAAUGAAAACUGAAAGCAGUAUGUUCCGACCAAUUAUUAUUAUUAUUAUAGUUUGUUAAUACUUUAAAGGAUUUGGAUUGAGCUAUUGUGUGGGUGUUACUUCACAUACUUGGACAAUGUCGCUAGAAAUAUGUAAAGCAUUUAAAUCACUUUCGAUUGCAUUGACUACUGUUUUAUGGCCUCCCUCAGUUUCUCUCACUUACAGUUCUUAUAAAUUCAACUUAUCUAACUAUGAAAUUAAUUGGUCCUUUGAUCAUGCUUGAUAUCCCAUUAACAUACUUUCUCAUUUUAUCAUCCAUUGACUCUGUGCAUCAUAACUUUAGGUAUUAGUAUUUUUGAUAUUAUAUUUUUUUGUAACCUUACACAUCGUUCGCAGCAUUAACAUCUUGGUUAAAAGAUGUUACCGGAGAAGAUCCUCUCCAUUUUAAUUAUCUUCUAAUUGAAAUCAUGAAGGGGAGCCUUGGCGCAACGGUAAAGUUGACGCUGUGUGACCUUAGAGGUCACGGGUUCAAGUUUUGGAAACAACCUCUUGUAAAGUAAGGUUGCGUACAAUAGACCUUUCCCGGGACUCCGUAUUGGCGGGGGUUUUGUGCACCAACUGCCCUUAUUUCUAAUUGGAAUUAUAUUUCAUUCAAAGAUUAUUCAUUUUACUAUUGAAAUAAUUGUUGGAGACUCAAACGUCUUGUGAGUGCAAGUGGCCUUAGUGCCUGAUUUCGUAAGGAAUGGUGUACAGCUUCGAAUAUUUGUAAGGUUACUGGAGAAUCUUUAUGUACAAAAUAAGUGUCGGUAUAAUUAUGUAAGGGCAACAUCCUAUCACAAUCUCAACAAUAACUGGUGAUUGUGGGCAUAAGUUCAGUCAUGAUGUCUGAUACUUGUAUCUUGUGCUGUAAAAGGACAGCAGACAAACUGAUAAGAAACACGAAGAAUUGAUAAAAAUCUCAAGCAGUGGUGAAAUUCUAUGUUUAAUAGGUAUAAUAGGAAGCUUUAUGUGGAAAAUAUGUUUACCCUGAUAAGCUUUUUGACCAAAUGCAUUAGUACUUUCUCCAUUGAUAAUUGCUAGUAACUUGUAAAACAGUGUGCUUAUGUUCAGAAUGAGGGGCAGUUCUUUGACUUCUAGUUCAAAAUUUUACAUGUUCUAUAUAAUGUGUCAGUGAUUGACUGUCAGAUUUAUGGUUAUGUUUCAAAUUUGUUAUUUAUUCACAUUACAUACUUGGUCUAACUGUUGUCUUCUUUCGCUCCCAAUUUCAUGCUGCUGUGAUCAUUUUUCUGACAUGGAUAUUUUUCUACAGUGCUUGCUGGACUUGCUUUUAUGUUUUCGUCUAGCAUUCUGUUACAGAUCCUGGCUUGUGCUUUAUACAACAACUGGUGGCCAAUGUUAUCUGCGCUCAUGUAUGUUCUGAUACCCAUGCCAUGUCUUUUCUUUGGAGAUGGUUCGACACGGUUCUUGACAAGCAGAGAAGGUGGCGGUUGGAUCAGUGCUGCCAAGUUUUUGACUGGGGCUUCAGCCGUGGGGAGCAUAGCGAUUCCAGCAAUUUUAAGGCAUGCCAACUUGAUCGAGACAGGGGCUAUGCUAAUAGAGUUCACGUCGUUCUUCAUCCUCGUUUGCACAAUUCUUUGUUUCCAUCGAGUAACUCUCGAGGAAGAUUGGUGAGAUGCCAUUGCCUGAAGAAACUGAGCUCUCCGGUACAGCCAGAUACAUAUUUGCUGUGUAGAAAAAAGGUUGACAUCAUAUUUGCAAGCUUUUUUAGCAUGGUUCAGAAAAAGAAAAUGGCAAGUAAUGCUGUGCAGUUCACGUUUGAAUUGGGUAGACGAAAAUUAAAGCUACUUCAUCCUUGUCAAAAACAUAGUCAGCUGAGUCAUGAAAAAGCAAGAAAUUACUAAAUUUCUUAUGACAAGAUAUUCAUAUAGAUGGUUAGUAAUAGUUGGAUUUGGUUUGGAUUGGAGCA
Zingiber officinale is the source of this 2385-nucleotide messenger RNA. Its product is annotated as vacuolar protein sorting-associated protein 55 homolog. Lineage: Eukaryota; Viridiplantae; Streptophyta; Magnoliopsida; Zingiberales; Zingiberaceae. Gene Ontology annotation, cellular component: endosome. The record is from RefSeq and is a predicted model, not a curated record. Gene Ontology annotation, biological process: late endosome to vacuole transport via multivesicular body sorting pathway. Bases 1749 to 2090 code for a protein of 113 amino acids. The transcript has 5 exons.